UGGGGCUGCAGCUGAUUCUAAUCCCGAUUCUGUGACUCCACCUCUGGCCAGGAGUCACCAGCACCUCCCAGCUGGGUCCCAGCUGCUCUCCAGCCAGCCCCAUUCCCUACUCCCAGUGGGCCUUGUCCAGCCAGACCUUCAGCUUGGAGCUGCUCCUGCCUGGACUCUUCCCACCCAAACCAUUCUGUGAUUCCACAGACACUGUCUCCAGAAGGAGCUGGGAGGGACGGGAUCCAAACUCUUCCCAACAGCCUGAAAACCAGCAUCCACCACCUUCCACAGUCUCCAGUACAUGUGGUCUUAUCCCACACAUCAAAGUCAGACUCAACCCAUGGUGACGGUGCCAUCCUCAAGGUCCUUCUGUGACCACACAGAUAAGCUGGCACCAUGUGGCAGUGCCACAGCUGGUGUAGGAUAUCAGGUGCUCCACUGGAGAGGACAUUUCUGCCCUGUGCUGCAUGGGAUGUCCUGGGUACCCAGUGUGCCCCUCUUCCCCCUGCUAAAUCCCAUCCUGAUGCAGUUCCCCAUCACCAGCACGCUCCACGGAAAACACGCUGCUGUGCCUCAGUGGUUUGGUUGUUGGCUUUUACUAGGAUUCACAGGGUUCAUUUUCCUCGCAGCGUGUGACACAGCCCUAGGCUUGGAUCAGGAUGGGAAUGCUGUGGAUAACACAGACAUGUUUUGGUGGUUACUGAGAAGAGCUUUUCCUCCUCUAGCCCCUUGCAGUGUCCCAUGGGCCAAUCCAUGUCCCCAGCUCUGUCAGCCAGCAGGACUCGUGCCACCACCCCUUGGCUCCCAGUGCGGCCACCAUGGGACACGGAUGAAGCCAUGAGCGUCCUGCUCCCCUCGCUCGUCCUGCUGGUGGCCAGCACGGCCGUCCUGCUGGCCACCCGCGUUUGGAAGGCGCGGAAGCGCCUCGGGAGCAGGGCAGGGGGGUCGCGGUGCCGCCAGGCGGCCCCGGGGGCUCCCGGUUCCCCCCGGGCUGGGGAGAGCCCUCCCUGCAGCGCGGAGAGCCGCCUGUACAUCCCCUGCAGCUGCGGCCCCUGCUGCACCCCCUGCGCCACCGCGGCCCGGGAGCUGCAGGACCUGGUGGCGCCGCUGUGGCCCGAGGUGUCCUUCCCGCGGGACUCGGAGAUGUGGCAGCUGUCGUGGGAGGACCUGGAGCAGCUGCUGGAGCGAGGCCACCUGCCCUGCUGCGCCUCCUCCAGCUCCUCCAGCUCCUCCGAGAGCCUCCAGCUCUCCACGAGCCCAACAAGGCCCCUGAUCUGUCGGAAAACAUCUGCCGCUGGAAAAGGCUCAGUCCUCCGCAGAACCCGACGCUGCCUGAGAUCCUCCCCCCUUCCAAGAAUGUCCAUCCCGCGGAAAGGCUCCUCCAUUCCCAUCCAGGCCCUCUGCGACCUGUGUUGUGCUCCAACUGGAACCUGGCCUGUUCCUGCCAAGAAGCAAGAGGAAGUGUCCUGGAGCCGCCGGUGCCCAAUCCACGGCUCCCAGGAUCCCGCGGCGGAGCCGUCUGGGCAGACUCUCCGCGCGCUGCUGGACAAGAGGCUCCAGCGGCAAAGGCAGCUGUUCCCAAGUCAGGGAUGCUCCCUGGAGUUGACGGUGAAGGACAAGGAUAAGGAAGAUCUCCCCCCUUGGGAUAUUUAUAGCAAAGGCCUCCAUCCCUGCCAGAGCCUCCAUGAGAUCUGCUGGACUCCAGAUGGAGAAGCCCACACGGACAGGUCUCCCUGCUGCCUCGGAGCCGUGGCUAUCCACAAAACCCAGCAGAGACCCAAAGCCAGGGAAAGCCUGGAAAUACAACUGGGAGCUCAAGCCGCUCCAGCAAAGCAUUCCCAGCAGCAAGUGUCCCUGAGCCGCCGGUGCCCAAUGCACGGCUCCCAGCGUGCAGCAGUGCCACAGGAGAAAACCCUCUGGGCAGCGCUGGACAAGAGGCUGCAGCGGCAACUGGAACACCAGGGAGCUCUCAGGAGAUGGCUGUCACGGAUCCAGGAUGCAACUCGUGGCAGCAGCUGGCACACUCCGUAGCAUUCUUUGCGCUGGAUAAAUGCAGGGUUUCCCCAAAAGCUGUCUGGGAGUUCCCACUGUUCUGCUUUCCACUGGGACAGGGUUCCUUUCUUCCCAGGAGCUGGCUUGGAUUCAGGAUGGGAAUGUUAUGGGUAACACAGGGGUCAUGGUCCAGCCAGCUGGAAAAGCAGGAUGAAGCAGCUGGAAAUUCAUUUAAUUAGAACUAAGAGGUGGAAAAGGUGGAAAAGUAUCCCGGUCUUCCCACGGGGAGACUGCCCACACCUGAGAGGCCCAAAUCCCCUGUGCCCUCUCUGACUGGCUCUGCUGGGUCUCUGGCUUCCCACAGCACUUGCUCCAAGGAUAAAGAGUGGAACUGGAAUUCCUUCAUAAUAAUGUCAGUGUCAGAGGUAGUGGGAAUCUUUGUUUGGAAUGAGAAAUGGAGGGAAAAUGGAGUGAAAUACCACGAAGCACCAGGCAGGGAGAGGGUGGUGGAAAAGCAGCUUUUAGAAUUGGUAAAUUUCCCAGACUUAUUUCCUGAUAUUAUUAUUUUAAAAUAUUUUUUUAUCCCUCCACCACAAAACCAUUCCUGUACCUGUGAAGGUAUCUGGAGAUAAAAGAGGAACACUUACUUUAAAAACUUCUGGGGAAAAAACAAUUAUGGAUUGAAACAUCCAAGAGAAUCCACAGCAAGGAAACAUAAAUCCCAGUUUUAGCAAGAUUAAUGCAUAAUAAAUAUUAAAGACUCACUUCCCCACAAAACAAGCCAGCUUCUUAUUCUCCAAACUGGCAAAGAGCAGACUCACGCAUUUUGAUGUCUGUGAAGCAUCCAGAGAGCUCAAAACU
This is a messenger RNA of Motacilla alba alba, 2844 nucleotides long. RefSeq lists its product as uncharacterized. The record is from RefSeq and is a predicted model, not a curated record. The transcript is spliced from 2 exons. NCBI's taxonomy places the organism in Eukaryota, Metazoa, Chordata, Aves, Passeriformes, Motacillidae. Bases 733 to 2022 code for a protein of 429 amino acids.